AACUUUCCCGUGAAGCAUUGCAUUUCCUCUUUCUAGCCAGCGCCUGAGAAUGGGUAUCUCAAGGGACAACUGGCAUAAACGCCGCAAGACCGGUGGAAAAAGGAAGCCCUACCACAAGAAGAGAAAGUAUGAGCUGGGCCGACCUGCUGCAAACACCAAGAUUGGACCUCGUCGAAUUCAUACAAUCAGAGUCAGAGGUGGCAAUAAGAAGUACCGUGCUCUGAGAUUGGAUGUUGGGAACUUUGCUUGGGGCUCAGAAUGCUGUACCCGUAAGACCAGAAUCAUUGAUGUUGUGUACAAUGCCUCCAACAAUGAGCUUGUCAGAACGAAGACACUGGUGAAGAAUUGUAUUGUCCUGGUUGACAGCACUCCUUUCAGGCAGUGGUAUGAGGCACACUAUGCAACUCCCCUUGGCCGUAAGAAAGGGGCAAAGCUGACUCCAGAGGAGGAAGAAAUAUUAAACAAGAAGAGAUCCAAAAAGAUUCAAAAGAAGUAUGAAGAGCGUAAGAAGAACAGUAAAAUUAGUACUCUCCUAGAAGAGCAGUUCCAGCAGGGCAAGCUUCUAGCUUGCAUUGCUUCAAGACCCGGACAGUGUGGAAGAGCAGACGGCUACAUUUUGGAAGGCAAGGAGCUGGAGUUCUACCUAAGGAAAAUAAAAGCAAAGAAAGGCAAAUAGAUGCACGUCGUUUGUUAAUAUCCCACUUGUCAAUAAAAAAAAAAAAAAUCAGAAUAUUCUCCUUUUUUUUCUGCCCUCUACUCCUCUGAGCAUUUUGUUUAAAUCAGGAUUUGUUGGCUUAAUGGCAUUUGUGGAUGUGGUAUUCCCUGAACAGUGUUAAUAAAAUGUUAACAAAACCUAAAGUGAAAAGAUUUACUGGUGAAGGGACAGAUCUAACAAGUUUCUCAAACUUUUAUCUACUAUGGUCUAUGGGACUGUAUUGUUGAGAAUGACAUACCAGUACAAUUGUUGCUUGCUUUGAGUAUGAAGGUUUGCAUGUGUGACUCAUCUUGAAUUUGAUUUAACAAAAGAUCACUAGUUGAUUUUUAAUGAAUGCUUAUUUUCCUUUUAUUUAAAAAUCCAAUUUUAAGUUGGCUUGUCCAUUUGUUCUUAUAUAUUGCAUUUUUUAGGUGGUUGCAUACCAGUAGACUAACUUAUAAUUCACCAUUAAAUUCAAAAUUCACCUUUCAAAAUAUAAUUUAUUGGAAAUGUAUGUAACAAUCUUCAACUUGUUUAAUCCAGGUUUAGAGGAGUAAGGUGGAGCUUGUGCACUGGACAGAAAGUAGUAGACAGGCCUGGAUUGGGUCUUAAUCCAUCAUGGAACUGUUACAUAGUUGUUCUGAAAUCUUUCUGUUUGAAGAGAUUUGUUGGCACUAAACUUGGAAGGACGUGUGUGUGUGGUGUAUUUUGAAAAAUGUUGCUAGUAAUGCUGUUGUAGCAACAGUUGUAAAAAAUAUAUAUAUAUAUAUAUAAUAUGAAAGCUGAGGAUAAGAUUGAGAGAACAGAGGGCAAAUAUGUACUGUUCAUUCGCAACAAUUACACUGUGUAUUGAAUACUAAAACAUUCAAAAUCGGUUCAUAUUUUUAAACCAUUUGUUACUUUCUUCGAGUCAUUAAUGACAGUCUCCACCCAACUCCCAAAACAAACAAUAGUUACAGAAUUUCAAGCAGAGAAUUUUUCUGGAGUAUUAAAAAUAUAAAAUUGUAUCCAAAAAAAAAAAAAACUGGUGUUGAACUUGAUGUGCCAAUUACAGGAGUUUCCACACUA
Messenger RNA from Erpetoichthys calabaricus (reedfish), 1762 nucleotides. RefSeq names its product 40S ribosomal protein S8. Gene Ontology annotation, cellular component: ribosome; cytosolic small ribosomal subunit. Lineage: Eukaryota; Metazoa; Chordata; Cladistia; Polypteriformes; Polypteridae. The record is from RefSeq and is a predicted model, not a curated record. Gene Ontology annotation, molecular function: structural constituent of ribosome. Bases 50 to 676 code for a protein of 208 amino acids. The transcript has 6 exons. Gene Ontology annotation, biological process: translation; maturation of SSU-rRNA from tricistronic rRNA transcript (SSU-rRNA, 5.8S rRNA, LSU-rRNA).